GUAAUUACCAAACCUGGCUCUUCCACCACGCCACCCCCAGCACUGUCCUUAGUGGGGAAGAAAUCUCAGUUUGUUAUGUGUGCAGGAGCCUUCCAGGUGUGUUUAACUUCGAGAGCAUCAGAAGAGUGACUUCUGAGGUCCACUACUUAACAUUCUGGCCCGAGGGCAGAUACUCCAGUGUAUUUCCAGUAAAGUCUUAAUUAGUCGACCAAAUGCUUUAUGGAAUCAUGGCAUAGAAUUUGAACUGGGAUAGAGUUUGCAGAGAGAGUUACCUCAUUUUACAGACGAGAGACCUGAGUCCUGAAGGUGUUAAGUUGCUUUCCCAAGGUGUCAUAUGUGGCAGCAGUGGAGGGAUGUAGGAUCCGGGUCCCCUGUGCCCCGUGCACCCCACUUCUGGACGUUGUCUCUCUAAUCCAUUCUUGCCUUCUAGUGCUGUUAACAAAGAAAGGCACUUUUCUUGUGAAGAUUGUAAUGGGAAUGUCAGUGGAGGCUUUGACGCUUCAGUGUCUCAGAUUGUUUUGUGCCAGAAUAAUAUCCGUAACCAGGCCCACAUGAGCAGAGUGGUCACCCACGAGCUCGUUCACGCGUUUGAUCAUUGUCGCGCGCACGUCGACUGGUUCACCAACGUCCGACAUUUGGCCUGCUCUGAGGUCCGAGCUGCUAACCUCAGUGGAGACUGCUCACUUGUCAAUGAAAUAUUCAGGUUACAUUUUGGAUUAAAACAACAUCACCAGACCUGUGUGCGAGACAGAGCCAUUCUUUCUAUUCUAGCUGUUCGGAACAUCAGCAAAGAAGUCGCUCAGAAGGCUGUUGAUGAAGUUUUUGAGUCUUGUUUCAAUGACCAUGAACCUUUCGGAAGGAUCCCACAUAACAAGACGUAUGCAAGACACGCUCACAGAGACUUUCAGAACCGGGAUCGGUACUACGCAAACAUAUGACGACAACGACGUGUUGUAUCACGGAGCUGCAGCGAUCAUGAGGAAGGUACGGCUCCCCGGUGGACAAACGUGUAAAACGUGAACGGUCAGUUGAAUCCUGAGGAGACACAGAAGAUGCUGACGACAGCACAUGAUCAGAAAAGUAACUGUGCUGAAAAAUGAAACCGCCUUGAACUCCAAGGCAAAAAUUGUACCUUUGUAGUUAACCAUUUGGUAAAUAAGGCAAAUAAAUUGCAUUUCAGUAUUUUCUACAA
Messenger RNA from Vicugna pacos (alpaca), 1192 nucleotides. The record is from RefSeq and is a predicted model, not a curated record. Lineage: Eukaryota; Metazoa; Chordata; Mammalia; Artiodactyla; Camelidae.